Molecule: messenger RNA, 363 nt
Organism: Pocillopora meandrina
Lineage: Eukaryota; Metazoa; Cnidaria; Anthozoa; Scleractinia; Pocilloporidae
Source: the annotation of a GenBank genome assembly
AGAAAAGUGCUUGGUAUAAGCAGAUUCUACAACACAUCUAAAAUGCUCACAGAAGGACACAAAGACAACUCUGGGGACGAACCCUCUGGAAGUGAUAUUCAAGUUGAACAAACACCAACGAGAGAAGUAGGAAGAUUGCUUGCUAACAUUGGAGACAAUUUGAAUCAAGAAGUACGAGCUCGAAGGAGUGAGGAAACGGAGACAGUUAUUCACGUUUUUCAGCUGGCAAAUUUAGGAGGUGUCAACAUGUCCUUUCUCAUACCAAUACACGAUUCAUUUCAAUACGAGACAGAUGUUUCACUGCUUGUGUUUAUAAUUAGUUUCUACACCAGUAGGAGGUUCUUCCGGGUACGAGAUUCUUAG